Mus pahari (shrew mouse) is the source of this 714-nucleotide messenger RNA. Its product is annotated as melanoma-associated antigen B4-like. The annotation marks the transcript as partial. Gene Ontology annotation, cellular component: nucleus. Gene Ontology annotation, biological process: negative regulation of transcription by RNA polymerase II. The record is from RefSeq and is a predicted model, not a curated record. Lineage: Eukaryota; Metazoa; Chordata; Mammalia; Rodentia; Muridae. The transcript has a single exon.
AUGCCUAGAGGCAAUAAGAGCAAGAGCCGCUCCAGGGCCAAAAGGCAGCAGAUGAGGGGAGAAAAGCCUAAUCUCAAGGGUGCUCAGCCCACUGUGGAGGAGGAGGGGAAAGCAGCAUCUCCUGCUCUUGUCCAAGGAGAUGCCCCGAGGUCCUCUGAUAGAGGCACUCCUCAGGAGUCCCAGGAGGCUGCAUCCCAUAGCUCUCCUGAGUUAAAUGUGUUCCAUCCAGUCCAUGAUGUUGGUGCUGAGGGUUCCUUUGCAGGUGUGGAUGAGAGACGUACAAAUGUCUCCAUUAUAGCAGAUGCCAUCCAAUCUGCACACAGCGAUCCUCUGACAAGGAAGGCCAGCAAGGUACUUCACUACCUGCUACAGAAGUACCAGAAGGAUGAGCAACCUGUAGAGGCAGAGAUGCUGAAGCUAAUCGGCAGGAAGUACAAGGUUCACUUCCCCUGGAUCCUGGAGAAAGCCACCUAUCAGCUAGAACUCGUCUAUGGUCUGGAGUUGAAGGCUGAUGACCCUGCCACUCACUCCUAUGUCCUUGUUAGCAAGUUACCCAUCCUCCCUGGGACAAAUGUGGGUGGCAGGAGAGAAUUGCCUAAGACAGGUCUCAUCCUGACCCUCCUGGGUAUGAUCUUCAUGAAGGGCAACCGUGCCACUGAGGAAGAAGUCUGGCAGUUCCUCCACAUGCAGGGGAUAUAUCCUGGGAGGAGGCAC